UCUUGAUGAGUCAAACACCGCAAAUAGAGUCCAUCAUGAUUGAGUGCAAUAAAAUUGAUGUCAUCAAGGGGUAAGGAGGGCCCGUGAUGAAACAUCUUAUCGUCUCUCUUAUCAGAUAUGCACUGAUGUGCGAGCGGGAUCAAUAAUCUCGGCCUGCCGAUCAUUGGAACGGCGCCUGUCCUUACCCAUAUUCUCCCUGUCCGCAUAGAAAACGCAAUCACACUACAAUGAUUGUUGUGGGUCACAAUUUCUUGAAUCCAGAAUGUUGAUUGUGCUGAAAACUAGGGCGGUGCUUCGUUCCACAUUCGCAAAUUCAAGCUGACAGAAAUGAUUGUCGGGCCGGGCUGCAAUCUCCGUGACACUGACAGCGCCGAUAGUACUUGACAUGAUCAUGUGCAUUUCCGAUCACCAUCUCGUGCGUUUCUUUCGUUUGCCCACCAUGUCCGCGACCGUCCAGGACGAGCAACCAAAGGCCGUGAGCUCACUCUCGAGUAUUUCAAGCCCCCAGAAGGGCAGGAUCGCGGGCCUGAAGACGAAGCUGACGACGAGGCACGGGUGGAUGGGGGACUACGACUACGCAUGGCUUUGCACACCGACUCUCCCGUUUGGUAAUGCCCGCAAGAAAUCGCGUCAGCCACCCUUUUACGCGCUCGAUCAGGAGCUUCCGCUGUUCCUCGCGAUAGCGACCGGGUUGCAGCACGCGUUAGCAAUGCUCGCGGGCCUUAUCACUCCUCCUAUCAUCUUCGCGUCGUCCCUGAGCCUGGAUGCGAAGACCUCGGCGUACAUGAUCUCCGCGUCGUUGAUUGGCUGUGGAAUACUCAGUCUCGUGCAAAUGUCGCGCAUCCCGCUGUUCAAAGGAUAUUAUCUUGGUACUGGUCUCAUCAGCGUCGUCGGCACGAGUUUCGCGACACUGAGCACGGCGAGUGCGAUCUUUAACGCGAUGUACGCCGACGGCACCUGCCCAUCAACGACGGCGGCAGAUGGUACGACAACGCGAGGUCCCUGUCCGGAGGCGUACGGAAAGCUGCUUGGAACAUCUCUUGUGUGCUCAUUGCUCGAAAUUCUCAUGUCCUUCGUUCCCGCCAAGCGCUUGCAGCGACUCUUCCCGCCAAUCGUCACGGGCACGGUCAUCGUACUCAUUGGUGCAUCGCUCGUCGGGGACUCGGGUAUGCCGAACUGGGGAGGCGGAUCCAGCUGCAUGACUCGCCCGGCUACCGGCUUCUUCACCAUGUGUCCUAACGUCGCUGCCCCGAGACCGCUUCUAUGGGGAUCCGCUGAACUAAUCGGCAUCGGAUUCCUGUCGUUCAUCAGCAUCGUGCUAACCGAACUAUUUGGAUCGCCGUUCCUGAAGAACAUUAGCAUCAUCGUCGGACUCGCGAUCGGCUGCAUUGUCGCUGGCGCAGCGGGGUACAUCGACGGUAGCAGCAUCAAGUCGGCGCCGGCAAUCACGUUCUUAUGGGUCAAGACGUUCAAGAUCAGCGUGUACGGCCCAGCGGUGCUGCCCAUGUUUGCUGUGUACAUAUCGCUCGCGAUGGAGGCCAUUGGAGACAUCACGGCCUCGGCUGAAGUUUCACGGCAGGAGGUCGAUGGUGAGGUGUUCGAUUCACGGAUUCAGGGAGGGGUUUUGAGCGACGGUCUCGGCGGCUUCAUCUCUGCACUGUUCACUGUCGCGCCCUUGUCUAUCUUUGCGCAGAACAACGGCGUCAUCGCGAUUACCCGCUGUGCCAAUCGGCAGGCCGGCCGAUGGUGCUGUUUCUUCCUCAUCCUCUUCGGCAUCCUAGGCAAGAUUUCCGGCGCGUUCCUGGCCAUCCCCAAUCCCGUUCUCGGCGGGGUAACGACGUUCCUCUUUGCGUCGGUCGUAGUAUCCGGUGUCCGGGUUCUUGCCUACGUGAGGUAUACACGCCGUUCGCGAUUCAUUCUUGCUGCCGCAUUAUCGUUUGGGCUCGGCAACCUUCUCGUCCCGGGGAUCUUUACGUUUUUGUUCGAGCGCGUGCACAACCCCAGUAAAGGCCUGGAAGGAUUCUUUAGCUCGAUCACGAUCGUGCUAAGCACGCCGUUCCUUUCGGCCGGAAUCAUCGCGUCACUGCUGAACCUCAUUCUCCCGGAAGAAGAUGCCGAGGAAGAGAAUGACGACGAUGUGGUGGAAGAGGUUGAGGAUACCGAGUCGCAAAUGGAUAACAAGAAGGAUUAAUUUACGUCGUGUCUAAUGAAGUACUGUAACGGCCCCCAUUGAAAUGUCUCGUAGAAAGUAGAACAACAGUUUAUGAUUAUGACAAACCAUUUGAGCAGUG
Messenger RNA from Mycena citricolor, 2291 nucleotides. NCBI's taxonomy places the organism in Eukaryota, Fungi, Basidiomycota, Agaricomycetes, Agaricales, Mycenaceae. The record is from the annotation of a GenBank genome assembly.